This is a messenger RNA of Trichomycterus rosablanca, 1434 nucleotides long. Its product is annotated as acidic mammalian chitinase-like. The record is from RefSeq and is a predicted model, not a curated record. The transcript has 11 exons. Gene Ontology annotation, molecular function: chitinase activity; chitin binding. Gene Ontology annotation, biological process: chitin catabolic process; carbohydrate metabolic process. Bases 1 to 1434 code for a protein of 477 amino acids. Lineage: Eukaryota; Metazoa; Chordata; Actinopteri; Siluriformes; Trichomycteridae. Gene Ontology annotation, cellular component: extracellular region.
AUGGGCAAGCUUCUGAUUUGUGUUGGACUGGCUUUUCUGCUGCAUGUGCAGCUAGGAUCCUCCUACAUCCUGUCCUGUUACUUUACCAACUGGGGACAGUACCGGCCUGGAGCAGGAAAGUACUUCCCAACCAACGUUGACCCAUGCCUAUGUGACCAUAUGAUCUAUGCUUUUGCUGGCAUGAACAACAAUGAGCUUGCUACCUACGAGUGGGACGAUGUGAAACUCUAUGGAGAAUUUCAGGCCCUGAAGAACCAAAACAGCAAUCUGAAGACCCUGCUGGCUAUUGGAGGCUGGAACUUCGGGACUGCAAAAUUCUCUGCCAUGGUGUCUUCCUCUGCUACUCGUCAGACCUUCAUCAGCUCUGUGAUCAAGUUCCUUAGGCAGUAUGAGUUUGAUGGUUUGGAUAUUGACUGGGAGUACCCUGGUUCCCGUGGCAGCCCUGCUCAGGACAAACAACUCUUCACUACCCUGGCUCAGGAAAUGCUGGCUGCUUUUGUGGCUGAGGGCAAGCAGACCAACCGUCCUCGUCUUAUGCUGACCGCUGCUGUCUCCGCUGGCAAGAGUACCAUUGACUCCGGAUACCAGAUUGCCGAACUUGGCCAGGUUCUUGAUUACUUCCAUGUCAUGACCUAUGACUUCCAUGGCUCCUGGGAGCAGCAGACUGGAGAGAACAGCCCUCUGUAUGGUGGAACAUCUGAUCAGGGAUCUUACAUCUACUUCAAUGUUAACUAUGCCAUGAACUACUGGAAGAGUAAUGGUGCCCCUGCCGAGAAGCUGCUUGUUGGUUUUCCCACAUAUGGACACACCUGGAGGCUGGCCGGCUCCAGCACUGGUGUUGGAGCUCCUGCUGCUGGACCUGGACCUGCUGGAACCUACACCAGACAGUCUGGAUUCUGGGCUUACUAUGAGAUCUGUACCUUCCUGGCUCAAGGAGCCACACAGGGUUGGGAUGACCCACAGGAUGUGCCAUAUGCCUACAACAAUGGUAUCUGGGUUGGCUAUGAUAACAUUAAGAGCUUCCAGAUCAAGAUUGACUGGCUUAAAAAGAACAACUUUGGUGGAGCUAUGGUGUGGUCUUUGGACCUGGAUGACUUCAGUGGCACCUUCUGUAAACAGGGCAGAUACCCUCUGAUUAACACCAUUAAGAGUGGACUGGGAACUAGCCAGAGUUGCACUGCUCCUGCCCAGCCUCUGCCGCCCGUCACUCCCGCCCCAGCUACUGCUGCUCCAAGUGGCGGUGGAAGCAGUGGUGGAAGCAGUGGUGGAAGCAGCGGUGGCAGCGGUUUCUGUGCUGGAAAGGCCAACGGACUUUACCCCAACCCCACCAACAAGAACCAGUUCUACAACUGCGAUGCGGGCAAGACCUACCUGGAGCACUGUGCCACUGGCCUGGUCUUCGAUUCUAGCUGCUCUUGCUGCAACUGGUCUUAA